This is a messenger RNA of Alosa sapidissima (American shad), 1053 nucleotides long. RefSeq names its product fission, mitochondrial 1 (gene fis1). The transcript has 5 exons. Gene Ontology annotation, cellular component: mitochondrial outer membrane; peroxisomal membrane. Gene Ontology annotation, molecular function: protein binding. Gene Ontology annotation, biological process: autophagy of mitochondrion; mitochondrial fission; peroxisome fission. The coding region runs from base 36 to 500 and encodes 154 amino acids. Lineage: Eukaryota; Metazoa; Chordata; Actinopteri; Clupeiformes; Clupeidae. The record is from RefSeq and is a predicted model, not a curated record.
UUUCCAGGGACGUGAUUACGCACGUUUCCGGGAACAUGGAGGCUGUUGUGACAGAUACCGUAGCGCCAGAAGAUCUGAAGAAAUUUGAAAAGAAAUACAAUGCAGAACUGGUGAAAGGACCUGUUUCCAAGGAAACUCAGUUUGAGUAUGCUUGGUGUUUGAUCCGGAGUAAAUACUCUAACGAUAUCGUGAAAGGAAUUCAGCUGCUUGAGGAGCUUGUUCACAAGAGUCCAAAGGAUGACCAGAGGGACUUUUUGUUCUACCUGGCUGUGGCAAACUAUAGACUCAAGGAGUAUGAGAGGGCACUGAAGUACAUCCGGACUCUGCUGAAAAAUGAACCAGGAAAUAACCAGGCCAUUGAACUGGAGAAACUUAUCGAUAAGGCUCUGAAGAAAGAUGGUUUGGUCGGCAUGGCAAUUGUAGGCGGGAUUGGCCUCGGUGUAGCUGGAUUGGCGGGCCUAAUUGGCCUUGCGGUAUCAAAAGGAGGGGCCAAGUCCUGAGAUAAGAGAAGGGACCAGUGGGACCCAAUAACUGCCAAGUCAUAAUGGAUUCACCCCUCGGCUUUCCUUCUAACCUCACUAUCUCCCAGAACCAAUCACAGCAUUCAAGAGGUGACCUGACAUCACAACAGGAUAAUGCUGAGAUGCCUAGCCGCUAAAAGGACUUACUGAACUCACUGAAUGCGCCCGACUUAUAAACUGAUUCUUCAAUUCAGGAUUUUUUAUUUCUUUUUCAUUAUUUACUCUAAGUGUUUUGACUCACUUAUACAAGUUGUGCUAUUUUCACACAUCACUUUUUUCUCUAAAUAUUUUCCCCAUUCUUUCUUUACUUUUGUAUUUAUUUUUUCACAUACAAAAUGAGGGAAGCAGAGAGGUGUAUAUGUACUACACAGCAUACAAAGGAAGCAGGCCAGUGAGAACUUACUAUACAGCUUAUGAAAGUAAAGCACCUUACAAUUCAGUUAUGGCUUUGUGUUUUAUGUGUUAAUCCACCUAAAUAGUUUUGACUUGUGGUGAUGAUGCCAUACUUCAUUAAACCAAACUACAGCUUGUU